UCGCCAUCCUCCGCUCUACUUCUUGCUAUCAAAUGGUUUCUUUAAAACUACAGAGACGUUUGGCGGCCUCGGUCUUACGAUGCGGAAAAAAUCGAGUUUGGCUCGAUCCCAAUGAAAUAAGCGAGAUUUCAUUAGCAAACUCUCGAGCGAGUAUUCGAAAACUCUACAGAAACGGCCUGAUCAUCAAACAGCCUGUCGUAAUCCGCUCUCGUGAACGAAUCAGGAAGAGACACGAAGCCAGAUGUCGUGGUCGUCACAGAGGACUCGGUAGGCGCCACGGUACUGCGAACGCUCGUAUGCCCGAAAAGCUGGUUUGGAUGCGUCGAAUCCGCGUAUUGAGACGCCUUCUCAAGAAAUUCCGCGCACAAAAAAAAAUCGAUAAACAUGUCUACCAUAAUUUCUAUAUGAAAGUCAAAGGAAAUGUUUUCAAGAACAAGAGACUACUAAUCGAGGGUAUCUAUAAAUUUAAAGAAGAUUCCCUGAAACUCAAGACGCUUGAAGAACAAGCCAAGGUCGUGACAAAGAGAUCGAAAGAAAUACGAGAAAACCGAAUCAAAAAACAAGAGGUGACAGCUGAGUUGAUCCAAAAAGCAAAAAAAGUUAUAUCUGACCAAGGUGACAAUCAGUAAAAUACUAAAACCUACCCGUGGACGGUAUAACUACGCGAGAUGUAUCAUAUACACUUAGUUUAC
Molecule: messenger RNA, 692 nt
Organism: Schistocerca gregaria
Lineage: Eukaryota; Metazoa; Arthropoda; Insecta; Orthoptera; Acrididae
Product: 60S ribosomal protein L19-like
Exons: 4
Coding region: 33-629 (198 amino acids)
Biological process (GO): translation
Cellular component (GO): ribosome; cytosolic large ribosomal subunit
Molecular function (GO): RNA binding; structural constituent of ribosome
Source: RefSeq, a predicted model, not a curated record